ACUGGGAAAGGGAGGCGACUGUUAAUGGGUAUGGUUUUAAAGUCCUACAAUUGGCUCCUCUCUGAGGGGGUGUGGCUAGGCCCUGGGGGGCUUGGCCGGAUCUAGGGCAGGAUGAGCCAGUUUAAAGCCCGGCUGAGGCGCGGCGGCCCAUGCUGUGGUGGCUGUUAAGCGUGGAGGCAUGGAGGAGUGCGCUUGCCUCUGCCGCGUGGGCUCUUCCAGGGGAUGUCCGUGUCCUCAGAAGCGCCCGCGCCCAGCUGAGACGGCAGCGGCCGACGCCAAGCGGUGUCGUCAGGAGUGCCAGCGCCCAGCUGAGAUGGCAGCAGCCAACGGCAAGCCGGCCCCGGCAGAAAAGCACGUCGAGGCGGACGCGGCAUCGCGGUGCUGUGCGGGGAGUGGAGGAAUCGCGAGUCCCAUGCUGGCCCCGCCGUCCCCGCGCUGCUCGCUGCAGGACCUGCCGGUGGAGAUGCUGGUGGAGAUCUUCGCCUCGCUCCCCGGCACCGACCUGCCCAGCCUGGCCCAGGCCUGCACCAAAUUCCACCACAUCCUGCACACCGACAGCAUCUGGAGACGGCGCUGCCGCGAGGAGUUUGGCUUUCAUGAAAACGUGCAGGACCUGAGGAUGAUCGGUAUGUCUUAUCGAGAACUCUACGCGAAGAUGUUCCCAUACAGACACAUUUUGGGUUUGUGGCAGCUAGACCAUGGCUAUAGAACACUGCUGAACGUCGUGGUGGACGGCUUAUGCAUUACUGGUUGGACGUGCAGGCCUCCCCUUAACACCCAUGUGGAUGGCCCAAUACGUUUCCAGCCCUCGUUCCGAAUUCGCCUGACGGAGGGGAAAUCAGCCGCGGUGGAGUGCCUGGAGGGCCUCCUCGGCAGGCCCCACCGCGGCCACAUGCAGAUUCAGGAGGACAGGCUCACCGUCCAGUGCAAGAGGACCGACCACCGAACGGAUUCACCCACGCGGCUCAGGGGAGAACGGGGGCGGGUGCAGGAGGACGGACAGCGGUAUGACUGCCUGACCUACCGCCGCCUCUACCUCCCGCCACGCCGCCCGGACGACCUCAUCAGGCCAGGCCUCUUCCAAGGCAAAUACGAUGCCUACGGCCCAAUGAUUGCCUUCCUCAGCUUCCACGGGAAGUACGCCAGGGUCACGAAGGUCAUGGGAAUAACCAAGACGUUAGAGAUCCACCUCAGGCGCCGCAUCCAGCUGCGAGAUGGCGAGAUCUUCCGCAACUUCGACGAGCUCUCCCGCGUGGUGCAGGAGAUUGACGAGCAGGUGACCCGGGAGCAGCAGCAGCAGCAGCAGCAGCAGCAGCAGCAGCAGCAAGAAGACGGGACUGAGGAAAGCCAGGGCCAUGGCUGGCCGAGCCCUGCCCAGCCCAGCGCCGGGGAGUCCGGGGCUGCAGCUCCGGAGGAGCAGCCUGUCCCGUUUGUGCUGCCUGUGGGCGUGCGCUCAAGAGACCAGAACUACCCCCGAACCUGCAGGAUGUGUUUCUACGGCGUGUACAUGGUCACCUUCCAUGGCUUCACCUUCCCCAGGCGCUUCCCUGGAAUCUUCAUCCUGUUCGAUGAGAACCACUUCGGGUUCAUCUGGCUGGAGGUGAAAUACUUCAUCCUGUACAGCAGAGUCCAGGACACCUUCCAGAAUGUGGAGGCGCCAUCCCCGCAGGCCUUCCUGGAGAUGCUCAAGGACAUUUAGCCCAGGCCCCCUGGGAGGAGCAGCUUGCAUGCACUUUUUCUGCAAUCUUUUUUUAAAUAUGCUUUUUAA
This is a messenger RNA of Myotis daubentonii (Daubenton's bat), 1768 nucleotides long. RefSeq names its product F-box only protein 31-like. The transcript has a single exon. Lineage: Eukaryota; Metazoa; Chordata; Mammalia; Chiroptera; Vespertilionidae. The record is from RefSeq and is a predicted model, not a curated record. The coding region runs from base 179 to 1699 and encodes 506 amino acids.